AUGCCUAGCCCAACCACCACCACCGCAGCCGAUACUACAGGCACAUCCACAUCAACAGCUUCCGCUACCUGUAUCAGCAUCGCUCCAGGAAAGAAUGGCUACUUGCCACCAGAGGCAUGUGGAAAUCUUAUUCUCUAUGAGCCGUCUCUUGGGGCAGCAAUCUUCUUCUGUGUUUUGUACGGUCUAGCGCUGCUCACCCAUAUUGGCCUAGGUAUCAAAUUUAAGAAGGGAUAUACAUGGGUCAUUUCAAUGGGCGCAGCCUGGGAGCUGAUCGCCUUCAUCAUGCGAUCGCUGAUGGCGCUUCACCAGAAUGUCGAUUCCUACAACACAGUUUACACCAUCUUCUUCCUGCUCGCUCCGUUGUGGGUUAACGCUUUCUUGUACAUGACCCUCGGGCGUAUGAUCUACUUUUUCGUCGAGGAGAAGCGUCUCGGUGGUCUGUCUGCGAAACGCUACGGCGUUUUGUUUGUAUGGCUUGACAUCAUCGCUUUCAUCGUUCAACUUGUUGGUGCCGCCUUCACGACCCAAACCGACGUACCAGUGUCCACUAUCAUGCUCGGAGUUCACAUCUACAUGGGCGGUAUUGGUCUGCAGGAAUUCUUCAUUCUUGUCUUCACUUGCCUUUUCGUCGUGCUCCAUCGCCGCAUGCUGCAGGAAGAGCGCCUGGGCUUGUUGAAUAUGGAGAAAGCCAGGCGGGGAUCUUUGAACUGGCGAAAGCUGUUCUAUGCUAUUUACUUCUCUCUAUUCAUGAUAACAAUCCGUAUCAUAUUCCGUCUUGCGCAAUAUGCACGAGGAACGGACGUUAAUAAUCCCGUCCUCACACACGAAUGGUACGAGUACAUGUGGGACGCCGUCCCUAUCUUCCUCGCUCUCCUCGCCUUGAUCAUCUUCCAUCCUGGUCGGGUCCUCGUUGGCCCAGACUCGGAAUUUCCACAUAUCAGCCGCAAAGAGAAAAAGCGUCUCAAACGGGAAAAGAAGGAAGCAAAGCGUGCCCAAAAAGAAGCCAAGAAGGCAGGAGGCCGUUGGGGAUGGCGAUCAAAGGGAGAGAAGGGUCGCGACAGCAUUGCUUUCGAGUCAUUGUCUGGCCAGGAAGAUGGCACUGUAGCCCCAGGGUUCUACGAUCAGUACCAUAAUGGGGCGCAUACUGAAUACCGUCCCGCACACAAUUAA
Talaromyces proteolyticus is the source of this 1170-nucleotide messenger RNA. Its product is annotated as RTA1 like protein-domain-containing protein. The coding region runs from base 1 to 1170 and encodes 389 amino acids. Lineage: Eukaryota; Fungi; Ascomycota; Eurotiomycetes; Eurotiales; Trichocomaceae. The record is from RefSeq and is a predicted model, not a curated record. Gene Ontology annotation, cellular component: membrane. The transcript is spliced from 4 exons.